CAUUAAAUUGGAGACCGCGAUCCCCAUCAUCUUAAGACCUAAUCUACACCGCCUAUACUCCUUUAAUCAACGGUUGAGAUCACUUAGAACCGAUGACGCGGAUCGAAAUCUCAGCCGCAAUUAAGCAAUCAAAAUCCAACGGCUGAAGAUUACUCACGGCAUCUAUUUAAAAGCUCACCGUUUUCAACUCAGCCAUCACCACCUCAGCGAUCGAAGAGGAUCCAAAAUUCAAAUCUACUUCGCAGCUGAAAAUGUCGGGGCGGGGCAAGGGCGGCAAGGGUUUGGGGAAGGGCGGAGCGAAGCGCCACCGCAAGGUCCUCCGCGACAACAUCCAGGGUAUCACGAAGCCGGCCAUCCGCCGUCUGGCUCGCCGUGGCGGCGUCAAGCGGAUCAGCGGGCUGAUCUACGAGGAGACGCGCGGGGUGCUGAAGAUCUUCCUCGAGAACGUCAUCCGUGACGCCGUCACCUACACUGAGCACGCUCGCCGCAAGACGGUCACGGCGAUGGACGUGGUCUAUGCCCUCAAGAGGCAGGGGCGCACCCUCUACGGUUUCGGCGGUUGAUGACGUGUCUAGGGUUAGGGGUUUCUGUAAAUUUUUGUUGUAGUUUCCUUAUGAAUGAUGAAAUUCGAUGUAUGGAGAAUGAUUUCCCCUCAAUGAAAUGGUAUUAUCUAAAAAUUUAGCA
This is a messenger RNA of Salvia miltiorrhiza (redroot sage), 684 nucleotides long. Its product is annotated as histone H4. Gene Ontology annotation, cellular component: nucleosome. Gene Ontology annotation, molecular function: DNA binding; protein heterodimerization activity; structural constituent of chromatin. The record is from RefSeq and is a predicted model, not a curated record. Gene Ontology annotation, biological process: nucleosome assembly. Bases 252 to 563 code for a protein of 103 amino acids. The transcript has a single exon. NCBI's taxonomy places the organism in Eukaryota, Viridiplantae, Streptophyta, Magnoliopsida, Lamiales, Lamiaceae.